UGUUGAAAAUGGCGGCGAUCGGAAUGUUAAUCGAAGCAGCCGAGUACCUUGAUCGCAGGGAAAGAGAAGCAGAGCACGGCUAUGCCUCCAUGUUACCAUUCACCAACAGUAAAGAGAGGGACAGCUUGAAACGGAAAAGCAAAAGCAAGAAAAAUACAAGUAGCAGGUCUACACACAACGAAAUGGAAAAGAACAGACGAGCGCACUUACGGCUGUGUUUAGAGCGAUUGAAAUCCCUUGUACCCUUGGGACCAGAUGCCAACAGGCACACCACCCUCAGCCUGCUGAUGAAGGCCAAAGAGCACAUCAAGAAAUUGGAGGAGAGUGACAGGAGAGCGCAGCACACCAUGGAGCAGCUGCAGAGGGAGCAGAGGCACCUGAGGAGGCGCCUGGAGCAGCUGGGGGUGGAGAGGAUACGCAUGGACAGCACGGGUUCUAACCUCUCCUCCGAUAAGUCCGACUCUGACCAAGAAGACCUGGAGGUGGACGUGGAGGGGACAGACUACCUGCUGGGGGACCUGGAGUGGAGCACCAGCAGCGUCAGCGACUCAGGGGACGAGCGGGGUAGCCUGCGGAGCAGCUGUAGUGAUGAAGGCUACUCCAGCGCCAGCCUGCGACACCUGCAGGACAGUCUGGAGAGGGCCAAGCACCUGGGCUGCAGCCUAUGAAGAAGCACUGUCUCUGGCCCAACUCCCGUCUACUGACCCAACCCCACCACCACCCGACUCCCCUAAAUCCAAUCUACCCCGUCCUGUUUAUAGAACUACUUCCUGGUCCCUCCCACCCGCAACCACUUUUACUGUCAGUCGAAACUCAGUCCACCCCCACCUCCAAUAGGACUGAUCGAGGCUCUGAGGCCUUACCGUCAACCAGCCUUCGCUCCUUUCUGCCCCACCUCACAUCGACUUCCACUCAAACUUUCAACACCUCAAAGAAAACCACCCACACCCAUGCAUCCAGCCGUCCACUCCGUCAGCCAACCAGGAAGUAGGGACAGUCUCCAGACAUCACCAAUUCUGUUCUGCUCCAAUCAAAUGAGCGGGAUUCAGUAGACACUCCAUCUCUGUUAUGCUGACCAACAUCCUGUCCUCCCUCCCCUCUACCUUCCUCCGUCCAUCAAAAACACAACUUUCAGCUUGAGAAUGUUACCACACUAUACCCCACUGCCUCUUUUUCUAGGCCCCAAGAGCUACAGUAAGCACUUUUGAGAUUUCAUCCCCUUCUUUAACACACACACACACACACAAGCACAGUUGCAUGCAUACACCCCUCCAGCUUCUAGUUGUCCAGUGAGACAGACCACACAACGAUGACCUAGACACAGGACUUCUUUUGCCCUGCUGACCAGAUGACCAUCUGUGCACAAUUUGGUGCACUAAAUCAAAUUUUUAAACAAAACUGUCACCCUUUUCUCAAACAUUGUCUCCUACAAACUUAAGGCUGUGACUACAUCCAUUAUGGGAUGAAAAUGUCAUAAGCGUUGAACAAAAGUCAGUUGGUUAUCCGUCUGAAGCCUUGUAGGAGACUAAAUUUAAUUGUUGGUGGAAAAUGUUAUUUGUUGGGGUUGGCAGCAAUACGUCCCCUAAUUCCCAGGCGUGGUGUGUGAGAGCCUUCACGCUAAUGGUCCUUGCGUUCUCUGUGCUUUUAACGUCUACACCUGCCAUUCAUAAUUGUCCUGGG
Lampris incognitus (smalleye Pacific opah) is the source of this 1680-nucleotide messenger RNA. RefSeq names its product MAX dimerization protein 1 (gene mxd1). Gene Ontology annotation, biological process: negative regulation of transcription by RNA polymerase II. Lineage: Eukaryota; Metazoa; Chordata; Actinopteri; Lampriformes; Lampridae. The coding region runs from base 9 to 668 and encodes 219 amino acids. The record is from RefSeq and is a predicted model, not a curated record. The transcript has 6 exons. Gene Ontology annotation, molecular function: DNA-binding transcription factor activity, RNA polymerase II-specific; RNA polymerase II cis-regulatory region sequence-specific DNA binding; protein dimerization activity.